Messenger RNA from Cydia fagiglandana, 1947 nucleotides. It is a transcript of the gene AstA-R1, whose product is annotated as allatostatin-A receptor. The transcript has 4 exons. Gene Ontology annotation, biological process: G protein-coupled receptor signaling pathway. Lineage: Eukaryota; Metazoa; Arthropoda; Insecta; Lepidoptera; Tortricidae. Gene Ontology annotation, cellular component: plasma membrane. Gene Ontology annotation, molecular function: G protein-coupled receptor activity. The record is from RefSeq and is a predicted model, not a curated record. Bases 354 to 1445 code for a protein of 363 amino acids.
CGCUCCAGCCUAGAGGCGGCUGGAUUCAGUCACCGCCAGGAACUCGUCGCGAGCGUGCGCUGCGUACCGCCCAACGAUCCUAGUCUCGGGACGCGUUCCAUAUUUAAAAAUAAAACCCUAUUAAAUUUCGAACACGUUACAAAAACUUACGUUACUGUUUUGCAAGAAAUAAUAGCACCCCGUUUUAAUUUUUUUAAGUGACUGAUACGAUUGUUUUGUUACUUUUAGUGUGUGUUUGAGACUAAAAUGUAAACUUUUUUUAAAGAGUGGAUAAGUGUUUCAAGAACUGCUUUCGUUUGAUUUGACCGUUAGGUCGCAACUUUACGACGUAAUGUAACCCAAUUCUCGAAAUAAUGGAGCACCAAUCAUCAGACGAAGAUUUUUAUAGCAUAUGCUUGAACAUGACCUCUGAUGAACUUAGCCUCGGAGCAUGUAACUACAGCAAUGAAUAUGAAAGUGGAGAGCUACUAGAGAAAGUCGUGUCCAGGGUUGUACCAAUUUUCUUCGGCUUCAUCGGAAUCGUUGGACUAGUCGGCAAUGCUUUGGUCGUGUUGGUCGUCUCCGCCAACCCUGGCAUGCGAUCGACCACAAAUCUCCUCAUCAUAAAUCUCGCAAUAGCUGAUCUCCUCUUCGUUAUUUUCUGCGUACCUUUCACAGCCACGGACUAUGUAAUGCCAAGAUGGCCUUUCGGCGACUGGUGGUGCAAAGUUGUGCAAUAUUUCAUAGUAGUGACCGCCCACGCGUCAGUAUACACCUUAGUGCUAAUGUCAUUAGACAGAUUCAUGGCUGUGGUACAUCCAAUAGCAUCAAUGUCGAUCAGAACAGAGAAGAACGCGUUACUAGCGAUAGCUUGCAUCUGGGUGGUGAUACUAACGACAGCAAUACCUGUAGGAAUAUGGCACGGGGAGAGAGAGUACUCUUACUACCAUAGAAAUCAUUCGUCAUGCGUCUUUCUAGAAGAGCAGGGUUACAGCAAGCUGGGCUUCCAGUUGUCGUUCUUCCUAUCUUCAUACGUCGUGCCGUUGGCAUUGAUUAGUUGUCUGUACAUGUGUAUGUUGAUCCGGCUGUGGAAGAGUGCGCCGGGGGGGAGAGUAUCUGCGGAAAGCAGGAGGGGGAGGAAGAAAGUGACCAGGAUGGUCGUCGUGGUAGUUGUGGUGUUUGCUGUGUGCUGGUGUCCUAUACAGAUAAUCCUGCUAGUAAAAGCGCUGGAUGCGUACAGCAUCAAUUACUUCACGGUGACGGCGCAGAUUGUCUCCCACGUGCUAGCCUACAUGAAUAGCUGCGUCAACCCGCUGCUAUAUGCUUUCCUAUCCGAGAACUUCAGGGUAGCCUUUAGAAAAGUGAUGUACUGCCCGCCAGCCCACAACGACGGCAUGUGCAAUCGGCCGCAGCCCACCAAGACCACCCGGACCGGCAAUGGGAACUCCUGCCAUGACAUCGUCUGAGAUUCGGUGCGCGGGCGUCGCGCCCGGGAAUCCGAACAAGCUACAGUGGUGUAAACAUAAAAAAGUAAAAACAUUAGUAAACAAGUGUAAACUUAGGUAAACAAGUGUUGAUGCUAGAUGCUAAUAGUGUAAAAAUGUACAAUAAUUUUAGAAUAGGUUGAGAAGGUCCUUUUGAAUUUGUUAGUUAGGCUAGAUGUGGGUGUGUGUUCCGGAGUCGAAAAGGCUAAUGGCGUCCUGAGUAAUUUUCAUGGAAUCACUUUUCAUUAAAAGUAUCACUGCAAAUUAAUAGCAAGUUCCGUUGUAAGUAAGAUAUUGUUUGUAAAAUACUGGACGGAUAGUAUAUAUUUUUAUUUUUUACAAGAAAAAUGAAUAUAAUAUUUAGUACGGACAUUAUUAUUAGUUGGUAGUUGUCGACCCUUCCUUUUUUCUAUAAAUAACUGUACUAAUUAAGGUAAAUUAUAUGAAUUCAUUAGCAUUGGUUGAUAAAAACUGAAAUAAUAGG